AUGGAAGUCUGGACGGUCAUCUCUUUGGUAGUCUAUGGGGUAACCAUCAUUCUGGGACUGCCUUCCAAUGCUUUGGCCUUCUAUGUCUUCUACUGCCGUGCCAAAGCCCAUCUGACACCCAACCUCAUCUACAUGAUCAACCUUUGUCUCUCUGACUUGGUUUUUAUUCUUUUCCUGCCCCUCAAGAUGCUAGACAUGGGGAAAGUGGGCUGGACCAUGCCGGAGUUCCUCUGUGCACUUUACAAUCUCAUCCACUUUGGCACAAUCUAUGCCAGCAUCUGUUUCCUGACUGCUGUGAGUGUGGGACGCUUUUUGGGAACGGUCUACCCCAUCCAGUAUCAAGUUUAUAAGAAGCCUUGCUACUCGUUCCUCGUCUCCUUGGGGAUAUGGUGCCUAGUAGGACUCCACGGGAUGCUGAUUUUCGUCCUGGAGACCACUGGGGACAUCAGUUUGAGACUCUUUGCUGGCAAUGGAUCCUCUUGCUACAGCAACUUGACUGAAGCCCAACUGGCCUUGAUGGCACCUGUGAGGCUAGAGCUGUCCGUGGUGCUAUUCUUCCUCCCCUUGGCAAUCACCUUGUUCUGCUACACCGCCUGCAUCCGUGUCUUGGUUGGGUCACACCUCCAUGUACGGAAGAAGCACCGUGCGGUCCGGGUGGCAGCAGCCACCCUCUCUGUCUUUGUCCUCUGUUUUGGUCCUUAUAAUAUAUCUCACAUUGUGGGAUUCAUCAAAAUGCAGAAUGUCUGGUGGCGUAGCAUAGCUCUGAUUCUAACUGCAUGCAAUGCCUUUCUAGACCCUCUUGUCUUCUACUUCCUUUCCACGGCCAUGGAUGAUGGGCUUGCCCAAGUGUGGGGCUCUCUGACAGACAAAUGUAGGUCCAUUCAGCUGAAAAUUGCCUCUGUUCAUAGAAAAUGA
Molecule: messenger RNA, 915 nt
Organism: Pogona vitticeps (central bearded dragon)
Lineage: Eukaryota; Metazoa; Chordata; Lepidosauria; Squamata; Agamidae
Product: free fatty acid receptor 3-like
Biological process (GO): positive regulation of insulin secretion; G protein-coupled receptor signaling pathway; response to fatty acid
Cellular component (GO): plasma membrane
Molecular function (GO): bioactive lipid receptor activity
Source: RefSeq, a predicted model, not a curated record